Peromyscus eremicus (cactus mouse) is the source of this 943-nucleotide messenger RNA. Its product is annotated as basic salivary proline-rich protein 4-like. The transcript has 2 exons. The coding region runs from base 1 to 921 and encodes 306 amino acids. NCBI's taxonomy places the organism in Eukaryota, Metazoa, Chordata, Mammalia, Rodentia, Cricetidae. The record is from RefSeq and is a predicted model, not a curated record.
AUGCUGGUGGUCCUGCUGACGGGGGCCUUGCUGGCACUGAGCUCAGCUCAGAGCUCAAGUGAAGAGACUAAGGAUCAAGAUGAGUACAUAUUUCUGAGACCAUUUCCUGGAGGACACCCACUUGGACCCUCUGCUAGCAGUGAAAGCCAAGAGGAAACGCCUCACCCAAGACCACCUCAUGGUGGAGGCAGCCACUCACAUUCUCACCGUCUACCUCCCCACCACCAGCACAAACCACCCCACGGUGAAGGCAACCAGACACAGCCUCGUCCUCCUCGCCCUGACCUAGGCAAUGAGACACAGCCUCGUCCUCCUCGCCCUGAGCAAGGUAACCAGACACAGCCUCGUCCUCCUCGCCCUGACUUAGGCAACCAGACACAGCCUCGUCCUCCCCGGCCAGACCAAGGUAACCAGACAGAGCCUCGUCCUCCUCGCCCUGAGCAAGGUAACCAGACACAGCCUCGUCCUCCCCGGCCAGACCAAGGUAACCAGACAGAGCCUCGUCCUCCUCGCCCUGAGCAAGGUAACCAGACACAGCCUCGUCCUCCCCGGCCAGACCAAGGUAACCAGACACAGCCUCGUCCUCCUCGCCCUGAGCAAGGUAACCAGACACAGCCUCGUCCUCCCCGGCCAGACCAAGGUAACCAGACACAGCCUCGUCCUCCUCGCCCUGACCAAGGAAAUCAGACACAGCCUCGUCCUCCUCGCCCUGACCAAGGUAACCAGACACAGCCUCGUCCUCCUCACCCUGACCAAGGAAAUCAGACACAGCCUCGUCCUCCUCGCCCUGACCAAGGAAAUCAGACACAACCUCGUCCUCCUCGCCCUGACCAAGGAAAUCAGACACAACCUCGUCCUCCUCGGCCAGAUCUAGGCAACCAGACACAGACCACCCCAGUAUCUGACUACUCCUUGUCCUGACUACUGACACAGACCACCGCAA